CAGAGCGGCUGCAGCGGGGGCGGGAAGGAGAGCAGCGAGCGAGGCCGGAUCCGGCAGGCGCUGGCGCGGAGCUGCCGAGCAGCGAGGCGAGCGCAGGGCCGCGAGCGUGUGGGCAGAGAGCCGGGCUGCCCCCGAGGGGCUCCUCGAGGGCGGCAGCAGCACCCCCGGCCGCCAGCAUGCCCGGACUGCCCGCACAGGGCGGCGCCGGCGCCGGCGCGCGGAGGGAGCGCGGGCCGCGGCGGGGGUGCGCGGCCCCCUGCGCCCCCGCGGAGGCGCGCGGAGGGCGCCCCUGAGCUCACAGAGGGGCCGCGCGCUGCGCUGCGCUGCGCAGUGUUGCGUUGUGCUGCGUUGUGCUGCGGGGCAGUGCGGUGUUUUGCGCUGCGCUGCGUUGGGCUGCGGGGCGGUGCAGUGCGUUGUGCCGCGCCGCGUUCCGCAGACGCCGCUCCGCGCGCGUUGCUCGAGGGCGCCGGCGGCGGGCGGCUGCUGGCGGCGGGCAGCAUGGUGCGAGCGCGGGGGGCGUCCGGCCCCGGGUGCCGCCUGCUGCUGCUGCUCGGCCUCCUGGCGGCCCUGCGUGCCCGGGACAGCCGGGCUGCUCCGCGGGCAGCGCCGGGCCCAGCGGUGGCUGCUGGUGAUGCUGGUGCUUGGCCGGAUGCAGGACUGAAGGCUUGGGAAGAUGCUGGAGGCAGUGGUCUUCCAGAUUCUCAGCUGAAUCUGCUUUUUGAGCAUCAGAGGGAUGCCAGGGAUGAGGCUGUGGUUGAAGGUUAUCCCAGUUCUCGCCUGGAUCCCGUUGUUGAGGCUCGGGGUCUUCCCAGGCGUGGUCCAAGAGUUGUUGAGCCUCGCAGGGAUGCCAGGGGCGAUGGUUACCGAACUUUUUGGCGGUAUCCAGUUCUCGUGCCUCGGGAGGAUCCCCGGGCUGUGGCCGUAGCGGAUGGAGAUCCCUCUUCUGCUCUGGAGCCUGGACUGGUGACUCCGGGACAUCCUGGAGGUCUUGGUGGUGGCAAAGAUGCCGAGGCUGCAGCUCCUAAAGGCCGACAAAAGCAGCGUUUGGUCCUGAGUGCCGCAGUCUUGGGUUCCGUACUGUUUGUCGUCCUGCUGACGUGUAUAGUCGCUUUCUGGCUGAGGAAGAGAAAGCAAGGGGAGUCAAGCACAGAGGAAGGCAGAGCAAAACCAGGGAGUGACAGCGAAAAGGAUGAGCUCACCCUAGAAAAUGAAAAUCUGAACAGCAGCUCCAGUCGCCUUCCGGUGAACUUUGCAACAGAGCUUUCCCAGUUAUUUAAUGCCACAAAUUCAGAAAGUUCAUUUCAGCCUACAUGCCAGAACACCUCAGAUGGUGAUUAUGACUCUUCCUCAGAUAUCUGCAUUCCCCGGGAUUUACCCCAAGCCGAUCAUUCCAAGUGCGUGUGCUUUCAUUACCAACAGGGAUAUUGUACUUCAGAUGCAUAUUCCGAAUAG
This is a messenger RNA of Dromaius novaehollandiae (emu), 1452 nucleotides long. RefSeq lists its product as uncharacterized. The coding region runs from base 499 to 1452 and encodes 317 amino acids. NCBI's taxonomy places the organism in Eukaryota, Metazoa, Chordata, Aves, Casuariiformes, Dromaiidae. The transcript is spliced from 9 exons. The record is from RefSeq and is a predicted model, not a curated record.